UCAAAAUUUGCUGAGAAGAAUUGCGUGAAUGCAGACAGCUAACAGAUGAAAUGUCACUGAGUCUGUGAUUUAUCUUUCCUACGUUUGCAGAAUGCAUUCAUGAAAGACAAGUUUGAGAUUAAGAUUGAGACGUGGCAUAAGCCAGACAUGGGAGAAAUGGACAAUGUACAUGGAAUAGACAAAGAACAAUGGGCCAACACUGAAAUUGUGAACAUUGACAUUGCUGAAAAAAUCAAUCCAAAGGACUACAAAGAAGACCAGGAUCCAGCCAUCUUUAAGUCAGAGAAGACCGGCAGGGGGCCUCUGGGGCCUAACUGGAAGGAAGAACUUGUCAACAACCCCAACUGUCCACAUAUGUGUGCCUAUAAACUGGUCUCAGUAAACUUUCAGUGGAUGGGACUGACGACCAAGAUGCAGAACUUCAUUCAUAAAAUGGAAAGGCGUAUUUUUACCGUCUUCCACAGACAGCUAUUCUGCUGGAUUGAUAAAUGGAUCGAUCUUUCCAUGGAGGAUAUCAGACGGAUAGAGGAUAACACAAAGGAACAGUUGGAUAAGAUGAGACAGCAUGAUGAAGUUAAAGGAAUGGUUGCCCAUUAAUGCUCUUCGGUGCUCCUGCAGUCAGACUCCACUUCUCACACUUGGACCAAGACCAACUUCAUGGAAUUCUUUCGUUUCCUAUUUUGAGCUUAUAAUCAUAAAUUGUAAAGCAACUGUGCCUGGAUUUACAUUGUUGAUCCUCUUAAACCGAAAGAGGAAACAUUUUCCUUGUCGUUAUUUUCAGUGCAUCACAACAGUUGCUUAUUGUUGUUUGUUUUAAUUAGUAUCACUUUUGUUUGGGCUUCUUUACCAGCACUUUCCGUGUAUAAUUUGAUGUAUCACAUCAAAAAUACAUCUUUAGUGUGCCACCAUAAGUCUUUCCAAUGUAAAAGCUUAGUCUGAUAUGCUUUGUUAUGCCUUCAGAGGAGCGAACAAUACUGAUGAUGGCUGGGUCAACCUCGCGGUAAAAAAACAACUGCUGUAUAGUUUUGGAUUUUGGGUACAGGUGGUUUUACAGAUACACUGGUCAUAUAAUUGUACUGACAGCGGCAAAUUAUAUCUUUAUCAAAUAAAAUGACAUGUAUUUUAAUGUCAUAAGAUGGGUUGUGUGCAUUAAAUAUACUUUUUGUUCA
Entelurus aequoreus (snake pipefish) is the source of this 1169-nucleotide messenger RNA. RefSeq names its product phosphatidylinositol transfer protein alpha isoform-like. Bases 100 to 597 code for a protein of 165 amino acids. Gene Ontology annotation, cellular component: cytoplasm. Gene Ontology annotation, biological process: phospholipid transport. Lineage: Eukaryota; Metazoa; Chordata; Actinopteri; Syngnathiformes; Syngnathidae. Gene Ontology annotation, molecular function: phosphatidylcholine intramembrane carrier activity; phosphatidylinositol binding; phosphatidylcholine binding. The transcript has 7 exons. The record is from RefSeq and is a predicted model, not a curated record.